AUCUAUCAAUGAUGGAUGAUGCCUCCAAAGAAGAGAAAGCGUCGAACAAUCCCCCUCUCCCCUUAGCUGUCCUCCAUCGUCGCUCAAUUAUCGACAUUAUUCAAUUCACGAUCGAAUUCACUCCAGACUGCUUCAUCCUUAUCCCUCACUUCCAUGCAUCAACCUGCUUCACCACACGUGUAUUUACAAUCUGAAACUCCACCGACUCGAUUGCCACCUCCUAUAAAUCGGCCGUGUCUUGCUUGCUGCUGCUUCUGCACACAUACCUGCUCAAGUCAUGGCUCCGAGGCGGCGGCUGCUUCUGCUGCUUUCUCCUCUUCUCGCCUCCCUGCUGCUGUGUGUCUGUUUUGCGGCGGAACCAGGAAUAUUGUGCGGAAGGACAGGGGGAGCUCUGUUCGCCUACACGGCCAUUGACUGCGUGGGGCUGUGCGGAGAGAGGUGCAAAUUGUCGUCGAGGCCGAACCUGUGCAAGAGGGCGUGCAGGACGUGCUGUACGCGGUGCAGCUGCGUGCCGCCGGGGACGUACGGGAACUACGACAGCUGCCCUUGCUAUGGACAGAUGACCACCCAUGGCGGCCAACGCAAGUGCCCUUGAUUGGUUCAGUACUCUUGGGGGAAGAUGAAGUUGUGUGUCAUGGAGAGAGCUCGAAAUUGCAGAGGGCGAAGAUAUGAACAGAGUACUCUGAGAUAUGUUUGUCACUGGUGUAUAUAUAUAUAUAUAAUAAAUCUUGUGUUAGAAUAAAUCAAUCGAGUCGUUGUAGUA
Zingiber officinale is the source of this 763-nucleotide messenger RNA. Its product is annotated as gibberellin-regulated protein 11-like. Bases 278 to 595 code for a protein of 105 amino acids. The transcript has 2 exons. Lineage: Eukaryota; Viridiplantae; Streptophyta; Magnoliopsida; Zingiberales; Zingiberaceae. The record is from RefSeq and is a predicted model, not a curated record.